AUGCAAGAGACAACUAAGGUUGCAGUAAGCAAGCUUCCAGAAAAAGCUGAAGCUAAUGAGCAUGUCAGUGAUUUGCUACAGAGCAUGCGGGCCCUGGGGGGAAGCAUUGGCUUGGGUCAUCCACUACGUUCACACAUGGAUGUCAUUGAAAAUAAGGUCCCUUCAGAGCUCCUAGAUAGAGUUCGCCAGCACCCCACUCCUGACUCCCCGCAUGCAGAUGUACCCUCCGAGAAGGCACUCGUCAGGUUGCACAAGCAGUUAAUAAAGGCCCUGCAAAACCAGAGACGCGUGGAGACUCAGUGGGGCUUGCUAGUGGAGAACAUUGCAUACUUGGAAGACACUCACCGGAAUGCAGUCUCUCAUGAUACCUCGUUCAAGCACUCAACUCCACCCCGAAGGCAUUAUCUCAUCUCUUAUGUUUAUACCCCUACUGUAGGUUAG
Penaeus monodon (black tiger shrimp) is the source of this 441-nucleotide messenger RNA. RefSeq names its product G-protein coupled receptor-associated protein LMBRD2-like. The transcript has 4 exons. The record is from RefSeq and is a predicted model, not a curated record. Lineage: Eukaryota; Metazoa; Arthropoda; Malacostraca; Decapoda; Penaeidae. The coding region runs from base 1 to 441 and encodes 146 amino acids. Gene Ontology annotation, cellular component: membrane.